Molecule: messenger RNA, 894 nt
Organism: Belonocnema kinseyi
Lineage: Eukaryota; Metazoa; Arthropoda; Insecta; Hymenoptera; Cynipidae
Gene: Prosbeta1
Product: proteasome subunit beta type-6
Exons: 5
Coding region: 104-796 (230 amino acids)
Cellular component (GO): proteasome core complex
Molecular function (GO): threonine-type endopeptidase activity
Source: RefSeq, a predicted model, not a curated record
CAAGCCACAGGAUUGAGGGAAGUGGGAAAGUGCGUGAAGCCGUGAACUGCUGCGAAAGGACGGUAUUACCGAAAUUCGUGGCUGCAUUUUAUAAUUUUAAAAAAUGGCUUUUGUAGAACCUUAUCAAUCAGUUGCUCCUGGAAUGACUGAUAUAACGGGUGCAGAUUGGAUGAAAGCAGAGCACAGUACCGGGACGUCAAUUAUGGCCGCCGAAUUCAACGGAGGCGUUGUAAUUGGUGCAGAUUCUCGUUCAACGACGGGAUCGUAUGUCGCAAAUAGAUACGCUGACAAAUUAACGAGAAUAACCGACAAUAUUUACUGCUGUCGUUCCGGUUCGGCUGCAGACACCCAAGCUAUUGCAAACAUCGUGUCGUAUCACCUGGGAUUCCAUCAAAUGGAAUUGGGUCAGUCGCCUUUGGUAGAAACAGCCGCUAACGUUUUCCGCGAAAUGUGCUACAAUUACCGUGAUUCCCUGAUGGCUGGAAUCCUCGUAGCUGGAUGGGAUUCGCAAAAAGGCGGCCAAGUCUAUAGCGUUCCAAUUGGAGGCAUGUGUGUUCGUCAACCCAUUUCUAUCGGUGGAUCAGGAUCUACUUACGUCUACGGCUACGUCGACGCCAACUACAAGCCCAACAUGUCCAGGGAAGAAACAGUCGAACUCGUUCAAAACACAUUGGCCCUCGCAAUGGCGCGUGAUGGCAGCAGUGGUGGAGUUAUUCGCCUUGGUGUCAUUACCGAGAAAGGAAUCGAGCGCAAAGUGAUUCUCGGAAACGAGCUGCCCACCUUCUACCAAGAUUAAAUAAUUUACCUUGUCAAAUUUGAUAAAUAAGAGUUAUUCAUUCUAAGUACAUGAGCUAUUUGUCUCCAUUUGAUAAAUAAAUUAAUACGAAAAGCAAA